UGAAAUGCUGCCAUCUCCAGCUGUCUUUUUUUCCCCCUUGUUGACAGAUGGUUAAAAGACGACUGAAGCUCUAAAUGCUGAGCCGGAGCCGAGGAACAUAGAUGAUGGUGUGAAUAUGGCACCAUGGCAGAAGAUUUGCUCAGAGACUCCUCUCUGUCCUUAAAGACGGCUGUCCUUCAUGCAGCCGAACUUCCACUGUCAGUCCUUUCCUCUCUUCCACAGGUGAGUCUGAGCUCUGGCACUAAGAAGCUGGUGGCUGUUGCUGCCUUCGGCGCCGUCUCCGUCCUCUUCCUCGCCCGUCGCUUCAGGCGGCGGAAAGGAAAGAAGAAAGUGGUGCAGGAGCAGAAGAGGUCUGAUUUCCUCUCAACGCUUCCACCGUUGAAAGAUGCUGCUUGCACUCGUCCAAACCUCAGUUUGUCUCUGAACUCGAAGGGCACCUUUUUCCGUCACGCCGCAUCUAACGGUGGCUUACACAGCAAACUCUCCAGCUCCCUGCAGAGUCUGACCUCGGUGAAGAGCAUGAACUCUUGCAGCGAGGGCACCAGCGGAUCAGCCUGCUGGGACAGAACGGACGAUGGCGAUCUACGCAACAUCGUCACGACUCCAGAAAACCUCUACCUCAUGGGUAUGGAGUUGUUUGAGGAGGCGCUGCGACGCUGGGAAGAAGCGCUAAAUUUCCGUAGCCGGCUGGCUGACGACGAGGCCGAGUGCUUUUCUGUAAAACUGGGAGCCGGAGACGCCAUCGCAGAGGAGACCGUCGAGGACAUCAUCAGCGGCGAGUUCAUCCGUAAGCUAGAGUCUCUGCUGCAGAGAGCAUAUCGGCUCCAAGAGGAGUUUGAAGGAGCGCUGGGAUUCACGGAGCCGUCUUCACACCACAGCGAGAAGCACAACGAAGGCUCAGCGAGGGACGAUUUGGACGACUCGUGUUGGAGAGACACCGUGAGCAUCGGCUCCACCGACUCCUUUGUGUCCGCAGCAGAGCUGUCUGAGCAUAAGACUGUCAUGGGUCUCAGCUCUCUGUGUCGUUAUCCCUUCUACGAGGACGCUCUGCAGAUGGCCGAGGACGGGAAAAUAUCCUGCAGAGUUCUCCGAACCGAGAUGCUUGAAUGCCUCGGAGACACCGAUUUCCUCGCCAAGCUUCACUGCAUCCGCCAGGCUUGUCAGGUCAUUCUACAAGAGUUAUCGACUCGUACGUUUCUGGCUGACACGGGGAAAAAAAUCUUGUCCUCUAUAAUCGUGAAAGCCAAGAAGAAUCCCAAGAGAUUUGAGGAAGUUUAUGAGAAGAUGAUCGGCUUCCUGGAGCAGAGGGAGCACUGGGAGAACACCGAAGCUGAGCUCUCUGCGAGAGGGGUGAGGCAUUUAAACUUCUACGACAUCGUCCUCGACUUUAUCCUAAUGGAUUCGUUUGAGGAUCUGGAGAAUCCGCCCAUGUCCAUCACGAAUGUCGUCAACAACCGCUGGCUAAACGAUGCCUUCAAAGAAACUGCGGUGGCUUCGAGCUGCUGGUCUGUUCUAAAGCAGAAGCGACAACACGUGAAGGAUCAGGAUGGCUUUAUCGCUCACUUCUACGCUGUCUGUGAACACGUUAGUCCCGAGUUAGCGUGGGGUUUCCUGGGGCCUAAAAGCUCCCUGCAUGACUUUUGCUGUUUCUUCAAGGAGCAGGUGAUACUCUUCCUGAAGGACAUCUUUGAUCUGGAGAAGGUGCGUUACUCCAGCGUGGAAACUCUGGCUGAAGACGUACUGCACCUGCUGCACCACCGAGCCGAGUUGCUUCUGAGCUUCUCGGGCUCCGAUUGUACCCCACACACUAACGGCUGCGUCUGCACCGUGUCCGAUUUGUAAUUUCUUCCGUCCUCAAAGAGGAAGAAGAACAUUUCACAAUCAGUGCAUUGUUUAUUGACAUUUCUAUAUUGAUAAACGUCAAAGUAUAGCAUGUAAACCGAGUGAAAUUAUUAUAACGUGCUGCUCUAUUUAGUCUGAUCGCACUGGAAUGUACAUGAAUUAUUUAUUUCAUAUCUGUUUUUAUUCUUGAAACCAGUGCCAUAGAACGGUCCUAAAACGCGAUUGAACGUGUGUGACGAAUGUCAUUUGAAAAGACCUUUCCUCUGGCUAGAAUUGUACAAAAUCACCCCUUCUCGCUUUAGAUGGUUGAACCAUUUGGGCUUUUAGGAGUGUUUCCCACAUCAAGACGGUAUACUGUAAAGCAAUGGAGAACGAAUUAUUUUAAAUAUCACAGAUUUGGUUUUGAUGAUGAUGACGAUGACGAUGAUAUGCCUAAUUGUUGGCACCUGUAUCGUGUUCUGAAGUUCGAAAUAAAUGUUAGACAUGUUG
This is a messenger RNA of Tachysurus vachellii, 2331 nucleotides long. It is a transcript of the gene miga1, whose product is annotated as mitoguardin 1. The transcript is spliced from 16 exons. Bases 124 to 1842 code for a protein of 572 amino acids. NCBI's taxonomy places the organism in Eukaryota, Metazoa, Chordata, Actinopteri, Siluriformes, Bagridae. The record is from RefSeq and is a predicted model, not a curated record. Gene Ontology annotation, biological process: mitochondrial fusion.